Ixodes scapularis (black-legged tick) is the source of this 1014-nucleotide messenger RNA. RefSeq lists its product as uncharacterized. Bases 1 to 1014 code for a protein of 337 amino acids. The transcript is spliced from 3 exons. The record is from RefSeq and is a predicted model, not a curated record. Gene Ontology annotation, molecular function: nucleic acid binding; zinc ion binding. NCBI's taxonomy places the organism in Eukaryota, Metazoa, Arthropoda, Arachnida, Ixodida, Ixodidae.
AUGUCGUGUAGUGACAAGAUAUCGGUCGGCAGGAUCGGCGAAUAUCGUCUCGGCACGAAUGCGUCCUGGGAUGAAUACGUCGAACGGCUAGAGAUGUUCUGCGCUGCAAACAAGAUAACCACGGACGAGCAAAAACGAGCGGUUCUGCUGAGUUGUUGCGGCGAGGACACUUACGGGCUGAUCGUGACCUUGGUCGAGCCAGCAAGACCGACGGCGGCGGCGAGCUACGACGACAUCAAGGGGGCGGUGCGGAAGCACAUGCAUCCAAGGCCUUCGGAGCUGUACGCAAGAUUCUUAUUCUACCGAAGAAACCAAGCUCAGGGUGAGGCGGCGUCGGAGUAUGUUACGGCACUCCGUAAGCUGGCUGAAGACUGCGGUUUCGGUGACAAACAGCUUCCACUGGACGUCAUGAUGAGGGACCGGUUCGUAUGCGACAUCAAGAAUGAAGCGGUUCAACAGCGGCUGCUCGCAGAACGCGACCUGACGUUCGAGGUGGCGUACGACAUGACGCUGACGGCGGAAGCAACGGAGAAGCAGCAGCGCGAUAUACGCAAGCAAGCUCAAGACGAAACCAAAGAAAGCGAGGGUCUGGUUCAAGCGACACGCAUGAAACUGGACACCAAGGCGGACGACGUCAGCUGCUUCCGCUGCAACGGUAAGCACGCUCCGCAUGUAUGCCGUUUUAGAAAGGCUGCUUGUUUCAAAUGCAAAAAGGUUGGACACGUGGCAAAAGCUUGUCGUUCAAAAGACGAGAAUCGGACGCCGCGGAAGCCAACUGACCUGCGCAAGCGGGAGGAAAAAAACAAGGGCGUCUAUGAAAUGAGCGCAUUGUUUUCUGUAUGCGAAGUGCGUGAACAGGCUGAAAAGUUCAUGGUAGAAGUGCACAUUCAAGGAGAGAAAGUUCCGAUGGAAGUCGAUUCAGGAGCAUCUUGCUCGAUUAGAGAAGCGGCUUACAAAAAUCAGGGACAGAUACUUAUCGCAGAGCCCCAUCUGUGUAAAGAUUACGGCGCCUGA